This is a messenger RNA of Tremella mesenterica DSM 1558, 303 nucleotides long. RefSeq lists its product as uncharacterized. NCBI's taxonomy places the organism in Eukaryota, Fungi, Basidiomycota, Tremellomycetes, Tremellales, Tremellaceae. The coding region runs from base 1 to 303 and encodes 100 amino acids. The record is from RefSeq and is a predicted model, not a curated record. The transcript is spliced from 4 exons. Gene Ontology annotation, biological process: protein insertion into mitochondrial inner membrane. Gene Ontology annotation, cellular component: mitochondrial inner membrane.
AUGUCAUUCUUAUUCGGAAGUGGUAAUCGAGAUGGUGCAAAUAUCGAUCCUGCAAAGAUGGAGAUAGCAACAGCAGAGUUGGAUAUGAUUACUGAUGUUUUCAACCGUCUCGUAAACUCUUGUCACGCGAAAUGUAUCGCUCCAGGAAACUCUACACGUUAUGCAGAAGGUGAAUUAUUAAAAGGUGAAGCUGUUUGUAUUGAUAGAUGUACUGCAAAGUUUUUUGCGGUGAACAAACUGGUCAGCGAGAGGAUGCAAACUAUGGGAGGAACGGCACAAGUAACAGGUUCUUUCGGAAGAUGA